This is a messenger RNA of Poecile atricapillus (Black-capped chickadee), 1464 nucleotides long. RefSeq names its product olfactory receptor 14J1-like. Gene Ontology annotation, molecular function: G protein-coupled receptor activity; olfactory receptor activity. NCBI's taxonomy places the organism in Eukaryota, Metazoa, Chordata, Aves, Passeriformes, Paridae. Bases 64 to 996 code for a protein of 310 amino acids. The transcript has 2 exons. Gene Ontology annotation, biological process: G protein-coupled receptor signaling pathway. Gene Ontology annotation, cellular component: membrane. The record is from RefSeq and is a predicted model, not a curated record.
ACCAAAGAGACCCCCAGGACAGAAGUACACAGCUGUGAAGUCCACCAUAUCCAGAGUGAAGAAAUGCCCAACAGCAGCUCCUUCAGCCACUUCCUCCUGCUGGCACUGGCAGACACACGGCAGCUGCAGCUCCUGCACUUCUGCCUCUUCCUGGGCAUCUCCCUGGCUGCCCUCCUGGGCAACACCCUCAUCAUCACUGCCAUAGCCUGCAGCCACCACCUGCACAGCCCCAUGUUCUUCUUCCUGCUCAACCUGGCCCUCACUGACCUGGGCUGCAUCUGCACCACUGUGCCCAAAGCCAUGCACAAUUCCCUCUGGGACACCAGAGAAAUCUCCUACUCAGGAUGUGCUGCACAGCUGUUUCUGUUUGCCUUUUUCAUCUCAGCAGAGUUUUCCCUGCUGACCAUCAUGUGCUACGACCGCUAUGUGUCCAUCUGCAAACCCCUGCACUACGGGACCCUCCUGGGCAGCAGAGCUUGUGCCCACAUGGCAGCAGCUGCCUGGGCCAGUGGCUUUCUCUACUCUCUGCUGCACACAGCCAAUACAUUUUCCCUGCCCCUGUGCCAGGGCAAUGCCCUGGGCCAGUUCUUCUGUGAAAUCCCACACAUCCUCAAGCUCUCCUGCUCCAAAUCCUACCUCAGGGAACUUGGGCUCAUUGUUCUAAGUGCUUUUCUAUAUUUUGGCUGUUUUGUGUUCAUUGUUUUCUCCUAUGUGCAGAUCUUCAGGGCUGUGCUGAGGAUCCCCUCUGAGCAGGGACGGCACAAAGCCUUUUCCACCUGCCUCCCUCACCUGGCCGUGCUCUCCCUGUUCCUCAGCACUGCAGUCUUUGCCCACCUGAAGCCCCCCUCCAUCUCCUCCCCAUCCCUGGAUCUGGCAGUGUCAGUUCUGUACUCGGUGGUGUCUCCAGCCCUGAACCCCCUCAUCUACAGCCUGAGGAACCAGGAGCUCAAGGCUGCCCUGAGAAAAUUGAUGACUCUGUAUUUUCAGAAGUAUUAAACUCUCUCUUUUCUGCUGCAGAGCCUUUUGAAUGUAACUCUUUGGAAUCUCAGCCUUAUUAGUCCCUGUUUGUGCAUUUAUUCAUCAGUAACUUUUGCUACUGUUGUUGUGUGUUUUACAAAUACUGUAGUAUUACUUUUUGUAUUUCUACAUGAAUAUCUACCUUUCUUUUGAAACACAAAGACCUGCAAGAGGUCUGUUCCCUAUGUAUUUAAAUAAAAAUAAGUGUUUGCCCUGACCUGUGUUUCCAGGGUCAUUCCUCAGCGCUUCUCUGGCUCUGCAGUGAAUGAUUUUGGGUACCUUAACACCUCAAGGGUUAAAGGUUUGCAGGUUAAAUGGGCUAACUUAAUGCAGUUACUGCUGUGGAAAGUGUUUUAUGUUCAACUGGAUGUUGUAUUAAAUGCUUUGCCAAAGUUCCUUGGUUCUCUGUACUUUGCCAGUAAAAUUCUGUGUGGUUUUCACCUCUGA